Amyelois transitella is the source of this 1897-nucleotide messenger RNA. Its product is annotated as glucose dehydrogenase [FAD, quinone]-like. The transcript has 3 exons. The coding region runs from base 40 to 1629 and encodes 529 amino acids. Gene Ontology annotation, molecular function: oxidoreductase activity, acting on CH-OH group of donors; flavin adenine dinucleotide binding. Lineage: Eukaryota; Metazoa; Arthropoda; Insecta; Lepidoptera; Pyralidae. The record is from RefSeq and is a predicted model, not a curated record.
GUUCUUCUAAUCGAAGCUGGAGGUAGCGAGCAGCCCUACAUGGACAUCCCUGUGCUGGCCACGCUGCUGCAAUUCACGGACGCCAAUUGGAACUACCACACCGAACCACAAGAGGGUGGCUGCAGAGGCAUGAGAGGCGGGCGCUGCGCUUGGCCACGAGGUCGGGUGGUCGGAGGAUCGUCAGUUCUUCACUCCAUGAUGCACACAAGAGGCAACAAAAGGGACUACGACAGAUGGGCAGCCAAUGGGAAUCCAGGUUGGGACUUCAAUUCAGUUCUGAAAUAUUUCAAGAAAUCUGAGAACAUUCAAAUACCUAAAUUAGCGAAGAACAAGAAAUACCGUUCAACCAAAGGCGAAAUGACACUUCAGCAUCCAAACUGGCGAACGCCCUUAUCGGAGGCAUUCCUACAGGCCGGAAUUGAAACUGGUGGUAAAGUCGUAGAUUAUAACGCCGAAAAACAAAUUGGAUACUCAAUCAUUCAGUUUACAAUGAACAACGGCACAAGAAUGAGUGCAAAUAAAGCCUUCUUACACCCAAUAAACGGUCGCCGGAAUUUCCAUGUAGCCAAAAACGCGAUGGUGACGCGAAUUUUAAUAGAUCCAUGGUCGAAAAGAGCGUACGGUGUAAAAUUCACCAAGGAUGGUAAAAAAUAUUCCAUAAUGGCCAAACGUGAAGUCAUUUUAUCCGCAGGAGCUAUUAAUUCACCACAAAUAUUAAUGAUUAGUGGAAUUGGACCAAGAGAUCAUUUGACGCAACAUAACAUAACCACUAUAGUGGACUUGCCUGUUGGAUAUAAUCUUCAAGAUCAUUGGGCGUUAGGAGGACUGACUUUUGUUAUAAACACAACUGAUUCUAUUAGGUCUGAGAGAGUAGCGACUUUUGAUAAUAUAAUUGAAUAUUUUAGCCAUCACACUGGACCGCUAUCAGCUCCGAGCGGUACUGAGGCAAUAGCAUUUUUUGAUACAAAGAAUCCGCAUGAUGACGAUGGAUAUCCUGAUUUAGAAUUGCUUUUUGUUGGAGGUUCCUUAGUAUCUCAACCGACAUACAAAGAAGCUUUUGCAAUUGAUAAUCGGGUUUACGAACAAGUUUAUGGUCCUAUUCAAGCAUCGGACACGUGGAUGGUAUUUCCCAUGUUAUUAUUACCACAAUCGAGAGGUCGAAUAAUGUUGAGAGACAAGAACCCGUACAAAAAACCGAUAAUUUAUGCAAAUUACUUCUCCGAUGGCGGACACGAUCAGAAAGUGAUACUGAAGGGAAUAAGAAAAGCUAUAGAGCUGUCGAAAACAAAAGCAUUCCAAAAGUACAACAGUAGAUUGCAUGACAUACCAUUACCGAAUUGUGCUCGUCACAGAUUCAAUUCUGACGAUUAUUGGUACUGCGCUAUGAGGACCAUCACGAAUACUAUUUAUCAUCAUUGUUGUACAAAUAAAAUGGGUCCGAGAGAUGAUCCAGAGGCUGUGGUAGAUCCUCGACUAAGAGUUUAUGGUGUGCGAGGUCUAAGAGUCGUGGAUGCUAGUAUAAUGCCGCAUGUUCCUGCAGCCCAUACGAAUGCUCCAACUAUGAUGGUCGCAGAGAAGGCAGCUGACAUGAUCAAAGAAGACUGGGGCGUGCCAAUAACCUAUAGAUAAUUUUAAUUAAGAGAAAUGACAAUUACCCAGUAUUUUUAGUACUUGACUGUAUUUUCUAUUAAGUAAAAUUUUUCUGUAUAACUCAUGUAUGGGCUAGGGACAGCUAAACUGGACUCUUUUGUUAACGCUACGAUGUCAGAGCUCUGCCAUAACGAAGUUUCAAUUUCAAUUAAUUGAAAUUAGGUUUCGUAUUUACGUAAUAUUAUCUCAGAUUAUCACAAAAUUAUGAAUUUAAUCAGAUUUUCAUUCUUCAAAUUCAUUAGGUAUA